Scutellospora calospora is the source of this 227-nucleotide messenger RNA. The record is from the annotation of a GenBank genome assembly. Lineage: Eukaryota; Fungi; Glomeromycota; Glomeromycetes; Diversisporales; Gigasporaceae.
GUAUAAAAACUGAAACCUCUCAAAUAGAGGAAACUCCAGAAAACAACUCUUCUACAAUGGAAGAUAUUAACUCAGAAAGCUCUUCUCUAGAAAAAGAAAAUAUAGAAACUCUAUCAGUUGAAACUCUUGAUAACAGCAACAAAGAGAACUUCACAACUGAUAAUAUGCAGUUAGAAACUACUAUAGAAAUCAAAGAUACCAACUCUUUGAAGAUCCUAAUAGCCUAG